AUGCCUAUUUGCGGUGAACAUACUGCCGAUCCGUCUUCUGUACAGUCGACAAGAAAUGAAAUUACGUCACCGGUCAACGAGGCAGGUUCUAAUGAGGUGCUCGAACCGAAAUCUGCUAUCGAUGUUGCCCUUGAACUUAUAGCUCGAGCAGAAGUGGAAGCUGUAGAAGCAGCUAGAAUAGCUGCGCUUAAUAAACCAAAACCACGUGGUCGACCGCCUCUCCACCGAAAAAUUGCUAGUUCUCCUCAAUUUACUUCUAACUGUAGAUCUGAUGGAAAUCAAGGCACGAGCAACGAUCUGGUGACUGAAACGCCAAAGCUAGUUCCGCAGAAGAACCUUAAUGAGGCACAGCAGGACGGACUCGCACAACUGGACCUUUCAUCAAUUCUGCCAAAACGAGCCGCUCCUCCGUUCCCGACGACAGUCCCUCUUCCAAUUCUUAAAGACCAUUUGGAAGUAGAGGCUGCACCUCGUGCUGUACCUCCCAGCGUAGAAUUGUCACUAUUUGGAGGAGAAGAUAUUGCGGAACCAGAGUCGGCCGAUUUCGACAAAAUGGUGCUUCUUAAUUAUGGCAGUACCGACGGUCGACUGGAGGACGAAGAAGAACCCAGUUCUGCGUCCGAGUUGAGUAGUCAGAAAGGAAUACUUCCAGCACGAAAAGAGUUGAAGUUCAAGGACAAAAAAGCUGAAGAAGAAGCAGCUGCAGUGCAACGUAUUUUAGAAGAAGUAUGUCCUUUAUCGUCCUUUCGAGAGCGAUCUUCCUCAUCAGGAACUCCCAAUAAAGAAGCGGACGAAGAUCCUGCGUCUUCUUCAAACCCUCGAAAGCGCAAGCCCUAUAAGAAGAAGGCGAGGGGAAGACCAAAGAAAAUCCCCAAGGAAGCGAUUGAGGACUUGCCUACCCCUCAAAAAACUGGACGACCUCGUGGGCGGCCGAAAAAGAACGGCGCAGAUUCUAAAUUGGAUAAUAAAUCAAUGGAAAAAAAACAGCAUGACCGACACAGAGGACGCCCACGUCGUGCUGCAUCUAUGAUACAAGAUUUUCUGGAGUUAUACGCUAAAGUGGAUUUGGCUGAUCUUGAAGAAGUUCAUGCACGGGCGACUACGUUUGUAAGGAUGUUGAUAGACGAGUACGCUGUACCUUCUAACACAUCACCACGUAAAGAAGAUAGUCGAAGUUCUUCGUAUGAAGGAAACGCUCCUGGUGAUUCAGCGAAGAGAAAACGUGAGGCUAAUGGCUCAGAUCAGUACGUAGCUAACCAUUCACCGAAACUUGAAGAAAUGGAUGUAUCGGUAGAUGCAUGCACAAUGGAUGAUGAGGAAAGCGGUGAUGAGGCAGGCAGUUCAGGAGAGGAUAUGGGUGAACUGGAUUACGAAAGUAAUUCGGACGCCAACGAAGACUUCGAAGAUGAUACAAGAGCCGAUCGACGCAAUGGGGCAAGGGUAGUGCUCCCAGAUAAUUUUAUUGAUGCUAUUCCUGUUCUUAGAGGAGCCGCUUUACAACCUCUACCUACUACAGCUGAUUCAGCGCUAAGAUAG
Messenger RNA from Necator americanus (New World hookworm), 1536 nucleotides. RefSeq lists its product as uncharacterized. Bases 1 to 1536 code for a protein of 511 amino acids. Gene Ontology annotation, biological process: regulation of DNA-templated transcription. Lineage: Eukaryota; Metazoa; Nematoda; Chromadorea; Rhabditida; Ancylostomatidae. Gene Ontology annotation, molecular function: DNA binding. Gene Ontology annotation, cellular component: nucleus; chromatin. The transcript is spliced from 12 exons. The record is from RefSeq and is a predicted model, not a curated record.